Messenger RNA from Sinocyclocheilus grahami, 1198 nucleotides. RefSeq names its product epithelial membrane protein 1-like. The coding region runs from base 103 to 585 and encodes 160 amino acids. Gene Ontology annotation, cellular component: plasma membrane. The transcript has 5 exons. Lineage: Eukaryota; Metazoa; Chordata; Actinopteri; Cypriniformes; Cyprinidae. The record is from RefSeq and is a predicted model, not a curated record.
GCACUGAUAGCUCAGUGUAAAGAUCUUCAGUCACACACACAUCACAUCUGGAAGUGUGAAGCUGCUCUCAUCCAGUGACCGGUCUUCUGUUACUCCGCAGUCAUGUUGGUUUUACUCGCUGCCAUCUUCCUCCUCCACAUCGCCUGCAUCUGUCUGCUGCUGGCCGCCACCAUCCAUAACGCCUGGUGGAUGACCGACUCCAUGUCCACUGAUAUUUGGGGUCGCUGGUUGCUGAAUGGUGAAACCUGGAACUACACUGAGAUUCCUGCUCACUAUCCUAAAGAGUAUCUGCAGGCGGUCCAGGCCAGCUCUGUGCUCGCAUGCGUCUUCUGCAUCCUCGGCCUGUUCGUGUUCGUCGCGCAGCUCUACACACUACCUAAAGGAAAGCGCUUUCUGUUCACCGGAGCCUUCCAGCUGCUGGCCUGGUUGUGCAUCAUGAUCGCGGCCUCCAUCUACACGGACAUCUUCCAUAAAGACAAGGAACAGGGCUGGUACGGAGCUUCCUUCAUCCUGGCCUGGAUCUCCGUCUGUCUCACCUUCAUCUCCUGCAUCACCUACUUCAUCCUGCGCAAGAAGACGGCAUGAAGAACACACACACACACCAGCAGAUGUUUAAACACUCGUCAGAUGCUGUCGAUGACGAUCCUCUGAUCUCAGAACUGCUCAGGUUGGCCUCGAGUGUCUCAAGGCAUCUGUAGAUCAACAUAUCCAUUAUAUAGCUGAAUGUAAUCCUAGUGAGGUUCCGUGUCUAAAUACAGUGUCGUGGUUUUGUUGUAAAUGUCAUGUUUUCACUAUAGUUUAAUUGCGGGCUGUUUUACGGUCGUGUGACACGACAAGCCCCAUUUAGCACUGUUACGGGUGAUUCUUCAAUACACUACCUGACUGUUUGUUUCUGUGUUAACAUGUUUAUCACGUGUCCUGUACUAACCAUCUGAUCCACCCAAGGGUGGAUUGUGCCAAUUAAUCCAUUUAAACGUUGGUCACUGCAAAAUAUCAUUACCAUCACAACAUGAAAUAAUCAUUGGAUUGUGAUGUUGCUUUUUAAAAUUAAAUCACUUCACAAUACAUAAGAUACAUCUUAAGCAACAACGUGCACGGAGUUGGCAAUGAUCCUUUGUUUUAGUGAUCAAGUCUGGUCAUAAUUUAAGACAUUCUGAAAGACAAAAGUUUUUUCAAAUAAAUAAAAGACAUAUAUGUU